AUGAACCAUGGACUCCGGCGCGGAACGCAGCACAUAGCAAAACAAUGCUGUCGACACGCUCUGUCGACGCAACGGCGAUAUGCCUCGGACAUUGUCAAGAAAGAAUGGUCGACGCCAUUAGCAAAGACAAUCGCUAAUGUGAUUAGGACAACAGGCCCCAUCUCAAUCGCGUCAUACAUGCGAGAACUCCUCACAAACCCCAGCGGAGGCUACUACACCACCGCCAGCUCUCAAAGCGGAUCGGAAAUAUUCGGCAAAAAGGGCGAUUUCAUCACUUCGCCGGAGAUCACACAGGUCUUUGGUGAGCUUGUCGGAUUAUGGGCGAUUACCGAGUGGAUGGCGCAGGGUCGACCGAAAAGCGGCGUUGAGUUCAUUGAAGUUGGGCCAGGGAAGGGAACACUGAUGGAUGAUAUAUUGCGAACACUUCGCAAUUUCAAGGCCUUUUCGUCUAGUAUCGAAGGAAUAUACUUGGUCGAAGCCAGUGCGGAAUUGCGCGAAACUCAGAAGAACUUGUUAUGCGGAUCUGAUGCUGUGCUCGAGGAGAUUGACAUCGGUCAUCAGGGUGUCAGUAAGCAUCUCGGUGUUCCUAUUACCUGGGUAGAGGACAUCCGACUACUAUCAUAUAGUGGGAAAACUCCGUUCAUUUUCGCGCAUGAAUUUUUCGAUGCUCUCCCAAUCCAUGCAUUUGAGUCUGUUGAGCCAGCACCCGACGCAGAAGCACAGCCCAUCAUGACCCCGACUGGGCCUAUCCACAUGAACAAAACAGCUGCACAGAGACAUGCUUCAACGCCUCAAUGGCGGGAGCUCAUGGUCGCGCUCAAUGCCAAAUCCGUUCUCGAAGACAAGAAAGACGAGCCGGAAUUCCAACUUGUUCGGGCAAAAGCCUCGAACGCGAGUUCGCUGGUCUAUCCUGAAGCGUCUGAACGAUACAAGUCAUUAAAAUCUCAGCCGGGAUCAGUUAUUGAAAUUAGCCCGGAGAGCAGACUUUACAUGAACGAUUUUGCGCGUCGCAUUGGAGGAUUCACAGUUGACCCAAAGAAAAAGAUGGUCUGGGCCAAAGUCACUGCCGAUAAACCACGGCCGCAGGGAGCUGCCCUGAUUCUGGACUACGGAACAUCUGCUACAGUGCCCAUGAAUUCGCUGCGCGGGAUUCGCCAACACGCCAAAGUCUCGCCAUUUUCGUUCCCAGGCCAGGCCGAUGUCAGCGCCGACGUCGACUUUACCAGCCUGGCCGAAGCCGCCAUCGAGGCCAGUGACGGCGUCGAGGUUCAUGGACCCGUCGACCAAGCCGAUUUCUUGCGGUCCAUGGGUAUUGCUGAGCGCGCCGAGCAGUUGCUCAAGGAUGUGAAAGAUGAAAACGAGCGUAAAGUUAUCGAGAGUGCGUGGAAACGGCUGGUUGAUCGAGGGCCCAACGGCAUGGGUAAGUUGUAUAAAGCUUUGGCGGUUGUUCCGGAAAACAACGGCCGGAGGAGGCCAGUUGGUUUUGGCGGUGGUGUUGUGUGA
Talaromyces rugulosus is the source of this 1503-nucleotide messenger RNA. RefSeq lists its product as uncharacterized. Gene Ontology annotation, molecular function: protein-arginine omega-N symmetric methyltransferase activity. NCBI's taxonomy places the organism in Eukaryota, Fungi, Ascomycota, Eurotiomycetes, Eurotiales, Trichocomaceae. Gene Ontology annotation, biological process: mitochondrial respiratory chain complex I assembly. Gene Ontology annotation, cellular component: mitochondrion. The transcript has 4 exons. The record is from RefSeq and is a predicted model, not a curated record. The coding region runs from base 1 to 1503 and encodes 500 amino acids.